This is a messenger RNA of Coregonus clupeaformis (lake whitefish), 1235 nucleotides long. Its product is annotated as trichohyalin. The coding region runs from base 46 to 885 and encodes 279 amino acids. NCBI's taxonomy places the organism in Eukaryota, Metazoa, Chordata, Actinopteri, Salmoniformes, Salmonidae. The record is from RefSeq and is a predicted model, not a curated record. The transcript is spliced from 7 exons.
AAGCAUGAGAUCCGGGACAGUAUUCAGGAGUUUCGAACAAAAAUUAUGUCACAAGGGGACCAUCGAGAGGAGGAUGUCCAUAGGCUGGCAGAACUAACCCAGAAUCUAAAGGGACUGCAUUCCCCAAAGACCCUAAUACAUAUUGAUAAUAGUGACCACAACACUGACCACAACACGGACCACAGUGUGACCGUAGAGAGAAGGAAAGACCUGCAGGACCAGCUGAGACAGGAGGUGGACGAGCACAUCAAAGAGGGGAGAGUAAGUGUGGAGAAGAUGCAGGAGAGAGUGGGUACGAUCCGGCAGCUAAAGGAAGCCCUGAGAGAGGAGAAGGAGGAGAAACAGGAGAGCAGUGAGAAAUCUGACCACUCAGAACAGGACUGGUACCAGGUGCAGUACAACAGAGCACAGGAGCGGAGGAGGAAGAUCAAAGAGGAUCAUGGGAGAGUGAUACAGGAGGAGGUGGAGAAGAUGGAAAGAGAGCUGGGAAAGGAGCAGACUGAGGGCACCCAGAGGGAGCUGUUGGUCCUGGGCAGAGAGAGACAGGUCCUGGUUCUACAGAUGGAGGCCCUGCGCACUGAGGCCUUGGAGGCCGAGAGAGACCUGGAGACCCAGUACCACAGACACCAGCAUGAGCUGUACUCUCUUAGGGAGGAGAGUCUGCAGGUGUUCCGGGUUUUCCGCCAGGUGAGUGAGGAGCAGAGGAGGGUGUCAGAGGGCAGGUACAGGACUCUCCUGCUAGAGGCCAUACAGGACGCAGUCUACCUGUCCUCUCAGAACCAACAGCUCCAAGCAGACAACAAACAGCUCCGCAAAGCAUUGGCAGAGCUAAAGGACAUUCUGUGUGUGCGGGGUGACCUCAAGGGACAAAGGGUAUCCCAGUAACAGUGAGAGAAUGGGGAAAUAUGUUUAUCUUAUGAAUUUAUGGCAUUUUAUUUCAGAUAGAAAACACCAAAGAAAUUAAAUAGAAACAACGAUUUUGAAAUAUUUCACUUUAUUAUAUAGUAUUGCAUAAACACUUUCUGUACCAUACUGUACCCUUUGACGUUGGCAGAGGUAAUGAUAAAUGCUAAUAAAAUGACCAUACUGACAAUCAUAGCACCACUCUUAAGAAGUGUUGUGUAACCAUGUAGAAAUAAUGGAGACUUAUUACUCAAACCCAACUACCCAUGAUAUAUUGAAGAAAAGGCUUGAAUGAAUAUGGCAGAAUUGAUUGACCUGGAAAUCAAAGGCAA